AUGGCUUGCUGGAAGCAUUCUUGGCGGCACCGCGUGGUCGGCCUGGUCGCACUCUGCAUGGUCGUAGCUAUUGCUGGCGCAAGCGCUGCACUUCAACACAAUGGCAGCCGAAUGGCUCUGAACUGGCUUGGUGCAUUUGUAUCCGGUUUUCUGGCUAUCCACUGGUACCCUAUCCACGGUGCUCUUGAACUCCCAGGAAAAUUGGAUGAUUUGAACCUCGUAGAGCAGCGACUGCUUCUGCUCAUCGCUGCAAGCUUCUUCUACUUGAUGGAGGUCGACCGCGUGAACGGCCAGUCGAGGGCAGAAGAGGCCAUGCAGCUUCGGCGAGGCUUCCGGGGGUCCAUCGCGCAUGCCACAUGCUCGAAGCUGGACGACGCCGAGCGGAUUCAUGCGGAGAUCGGCGCCCAAACAGAGGACGUAGACUACGCCAUCCAGGUGCUUUUGACUGCUGGGAUGUCAACACCGACGCUCCGGGACGUUGCGCGCGCAGGUGUUGGGAUUCUGGAUGCAGGCCAUGCCGAGAUCGCCGUUCCAUUUCUGGCAUUGGUUCCCUUCACUGCCAUGUCGAUUUUCAGUUUUUGUAUCAACUUCGAGUACCUACCGCAAGCUACGUGGGUCUACUACAUGCUCCAGGUGUAUCCCAUCCUCUGUCGGGUCGCCCUUCUCAUCGUCAUUUCUCGCAGUGCCGCGGACGAGCGGUGCUUCAUAAUGAAGAUGAUGACGAAGCUGGUUGCCAUCUACCUGGCCGUGAUUUGCCCGAUCCUGGUACAAUGGGAAUGGUACGGUUCCAGUGGGCAGUUGCCAGAUCAAGCCUUGAUCGACGCAUUUUUCUACACGGCCAUGUGCUGCUUCUCCUUCCUCG
Molecule: messenger RNA, 862 nt
Organism: Symbiodinium sp. CCMP2456
Lineage: Eukaryota; Dinophyceae; Suessiales; Symbiodiniaceae
Source: the annotation of a GenBank genome assembly